AUGACUCUUACGAAGAUAACAAUCGUUAGAAUCAACAAAGAACCAUUGGCUAAAUUGUUGAUGGAAAUAAAAGAGUUUUCACUAUCUGAAAAAUACAAUAGUAAAGAGCAGAAAAUGAUAUUCUUGAAAUAUACUAAAUUACCACCACGUUUUAUUCUAGCAGCAGUUAUUUCAAUGACAAUAUCUGCUUCAUUGUAUUACGUGAAUGGAGUUAAAGUUGGAAUUCAAAUUGCAAAACAAAAUAAUUCUAUGGGUUAUCAGUUGCCGUACAAAACAUUAGAAAUCAUCGAUUUAAGAGACAGCAAGAUUUACGCUUUGAUUUGUGUUUAUCAAAUAGUGAUCGUACCUUCUAUCGUUUUUGGUUACGUAGGAAUCGAUUGCAUGUUCGUCAAUUUGUCUGUUUUAAUAAUCGCACAAUUCGCCAUAUUGUCCGAUAAAGUGAAAGAAGCAUUAAAUAAUUCUGAAAAUUAUCAUGAGGGUAUUAAGAAACUUGUACUACGACAUUAUCAUUUGAUAAGAUUGGCGGAAAGAUUGGAAGAUAAUUUUAACAUCGUGAUCAUGCAGCAACUAUUGGGUACCACCAUUCAUCUUUGUAUUUCCGGUUAUCACUUAUUAAUGAGUAAAGAAUCGAAAGAUGGUUUAACAUUGAUCUUGUUUAUUUUGUACGGCUUCUGUGUGAUGAGCACACUUUUUAUUUACUGUUUCAUCGGCGAAUGUCUUAUUCAAGAAAGUACCAAUUUUGGUAACGCCAUUUACAAUUACGACUGGUAUAACUUAUCAUCGACGAACUCGAAAUUUUUUCUUAUUUGUAUGAUACGAACGAAGAAACCGCUAUAUUUAACUUCUGGCAAAUUUGUCAUCUUGUCCUUGACCAUCUUCACAGACAUCGUCAAAUCUUCGAUGGGAUAUUUAUCAGUCCUACGAACAUUUUUGUAAACAAGACGAAAAUGAGAUGGAUUAAGUAGUAACAA
Vespula pensylvanica (western yellowjacket) is the source of this 971-nucleotide messenger RNA. Its product is annotated as putative odorant receptor 85d. The coding region runs from base 1 to 936 and encodes 311 amino acids. Gene Ontology annotation, biological process: sensory perception of smell; detection of chemical stimulus involved in sensory perception of smell. The transcript has 6 exons. The record is from RefSeq and is a predicted model, not a curated record. Lineage: Eukaryota; Metazoa; Arthropoda; Insecta; Hymenoptera; Vespidae. Gene Ontology annotation, cellular component: plasma membrane. Gene Ontology annotation, molecular function: olfactory receptor activity; odorant binding.